AUGUCAAAAGCAGCGAUCAACAUGAUAACAGAGACAGAAGCACACGCUGCAUGGAAGGGACGGCGUGUUGCUAUGAAUUCUGUUGAUCCGGGGUAUAUGAGUGCUGCGCCGGAAUGCCAGACUGACGAGGGAUGUCCGAUUGGGUUUGAAGAUGGUGCUGGGAGGGUUUUGUGGCCUAUUGCUGUUGGGGAGGUUGAGGGAAAGGCCGUUUGGGGGAGGUUUAUGAAGCAUUUCCGGGUGGGAGUUGCCAUUACGGCCAGGGGGUAG
Messenger RNA from Penicillium verrucosum, 267 nucleotides. RefSeq lists its product as uncharacterized. Bases 1 to 267 code for a protein of 88 amino acids. The transcript has a single exon. The record is from RefSeq and is a predicted model, not a curated record. NCBI's taxonomy places the organism in Eukaryota, Fungi, Ascomycota, Eurotiomycetes, Eurotiales, Aspergillaceae.